Messenger RNA from Dendroctonus ponderosae (mountain pine beetle), 2680 nucleotides. RefSeq names its product muscle M-line assembly protein unc-89. NCBI's taxonomy places the organism in Eukaryota, Metazoa, Arthropoda, Insecta, Coleoptera, Curculionidae. Bases 170 to 1081 code for a protein of 303 amino acids. The transcript has 5 exons. The record is from RefSeq and is a predicted model, not a curated record.
ACCGGCAACAUUGCUGCCACGGUUUUAGUGAAUAACGAAUGUGCACGACAGUGCUAUCGGCCGCGUCACCUAAAUUUGGACAAAAAUACAGCACUCGCCUCGACAGCAUUUUUGUGAAACAGAGUCGUGGCAGUUUUUGUGUUUCUUAAUCAAAUUUCGAACUGAAACAAUGGAAAUUAUCACAGAGAUCGAAAAUCAAUUAAUGCUGAUAGUACCUAUUGGAUUGGCCAUACUGAGCUGCAUUUUAGUGUAUAUUUAUUCCAUAGGACCCACUCAGCAACCAAAAUUUAAGCAUAGUGCUGGAGAUGAUCGAAAAACACCACAAAAAAAGAAAAAACUCAAAGAAAAGAAACCAACAGCCAAUGGAAAUGUUUUCACUGGCAUAACAAAACCUGAAAAGUCUCCUGUGAAAGAGACCAAAAAGGUACCAGAGCCCGUGAAGAAAGAAAAGAAGUUAGAUGGUGCUUUUAAAGACACAAAGAAACCAGAAGGAAUUAAGAAGGCAUCUGAGGCGCAAGAGAUUAAGAAAAAGACCAAUAAAAAAGUUCUUGCAGAAAAGCCAGCGGACUUUGAUGAUGGCAAAUGGGAAACGGUACCCUCUAAAGCUGACAAGAAAAAGAAAGUGGAACAACCUCAAUCGAAGAAAGAGAAAAAAGUUAAACAUCAACUCGAGAGUCAAGUUAAAGCUGAGGAAUCGACCAAGGAAGAAGUUCUACCUGUUGUAAUUGAAAAGAUCGAACCUGAUGUUCAAGUCGAGCCUGAGCCGCCUUCCUCCGUACCGAAACUACUUGUCGAGGAGGUCCAAGCACAUGUUGAAGAAGUUGCCCCUAUUGUUGAACAAAAGAAGGACAAAAAGACGAAGAAAGCUAGAGUAGAUAAAGUUGAAAAAGGUGCUGAUGCAGUUGUAACUAUACCUUCAGACAACGAAGCUGAAAUAAUUCAACCUAAAAGGACUGAAGUCUCUUCUAAACUGGACGUUAAGGCUGGACCUUCGGGUCCCGUCUCUGAUGAAUUGGGCGACACAUGGACUGAAGCAAAACCUGUGAAGAAAAGCAAGAAAAAAGCGCGUAGAGACAACUAAAACGCAAUUAUACAGUUGCUGGGCGGCAGUAUACUGCUAUACACCUGCCCUAUCUAAUGAAAGAGGGCAAAAUAUUGUGAUUACAAACCUAACCUCUAAGUGACCCGUUUGAGACCAUGAAGUAAAAUCUUUCAGGUGGAGCCAAGGCUGAUAGAUAGCUAAGAUAUUUUUCUGUCAAUGUCUUGUUGAGAAAGUCGAAUUCAUAGUUAUUGGUAAUCAGUACAUCAGUACAUUAAUAUUAUUGGAAAAUAUAUUAUUUAAUAUUUUUUUUAACAAAUUAUCAAAUAUGUAACAAAAAUUUUCCUUCCAUUAGUUACGGAUUUUUAUUUAGGCAUAACGCUCACCCCAUUUUUAUGACCUCAAGCGACAAAAUAUUUUCUUUUUUCUUUCUUUUGCAUGAUUGGAAUUAUAUUCGUUUUAAAGGUUGGCGAUAAAAGUAAGGAAAUCGGUCUGAAUGUCGAUUUAUUUUUGUAUUCAUGAGUGUAAUAUACCGUGUAUUUUAACUUUGUAAAUACUGAUGUAAGUUUACAUUCCAAUAAAACGGUUCUAAUGAAUUGAACGUUAGUCACGUCAAAUAAAUUAGAAAUUUCGAAAAAUUGAUAUACUUUUGCCAUUUUAAUGAAUGUAUAACUUGUAUGGACAAUUUUCAAUAUACAUAUAGAAUAGUACUCUUAGAGGCGCAACUGUUCUAUACAAGAUAUGCAACAAUUGAAACCUAUUCUUCUCGUUCAUUUAACUUCAGAAAAAUUGAUACGGUUAUUGGAAAUGUUCUUUCUUAUUAUAUAUUGACAAAUUACAUGCUAUAGUAUUCAGGUAUAGUCUUCCAAGCCUUGCAUUUCGUGCUCUCUUUUAAUCAAACGUCGAAAAUCAGUGCUUGAAAAAAUGCUUUUUUUAUAUAUAUAAGUAGGAAAACACAUUAAAUCGCAAUAUCUGAAUUAGUCGAAUGUGCUUAUCGACAUACUACAGAAUUAUGUUAUUAUUUACUCAAUAUCCAGGUGAUUAGUGUUAUACGAAAUGGUUUGAAGAACUCAAACGUUAUAGUAGGGCUUAAAUCAAUUUUGUUUUUGUUGUGUAUUUUGUUUUGUUUGCAUUUUAAGUUUUCUUAUAGUUUAUUCAUUUUAGUACGUUGCAGUAGAGUAUAAACAUUAGAUUGUUUAAGUUGUGAAAAUGCCAGUUUACCAGCUAAAAGGCAGCAUGUUUCGUUGAUUAGAAUGAAUAAAAAUGUUCGUUUUUAUGAAAUACUAAAUAAUUAGCGAUUUUAAUGUUUCUUAGGCUAUGCUGUAUAAAAUGUGUUUGUUUCAAAUUUAAGAAUGUCACCACCAUUAGUCAUCAACUUAAUAGUGGUAUUCAAUUUACCUGGUAUCUAUAAAAAAAACUGUGUACUUCAUCAUGUACAUAAUAGUUUUUGCAUAUGGCAUUCCCUGGUACAAGGACUCUUUAUGUUUAGGCGAUAACUACUACGUGUACAUAAAUCAUCAGAAACUCGGUUCUAUUAUUCACAUUUGGAAUACUUCGUAAUACACUAAGUGCAUAUGUAUUUUUGGACAAAGGAUUGUUAUCUUUUGGGGACCAUUUUGAAAUAAAAUAGGAAAAAUGGAA